GCAAAAGAAAAACAGUAAGGGUUAGGGCUUCCCUUGCGAGAGCAGAGAGAGAGAAGGAGACGCUGAGAGAGAGAGAGAGAGAGAGAGAGAGAGAGAAGGAGACGCUGAGAGAGGGAGAAGGAGACGUUUGAUCAGAGCAGGUAGGUGCACUUUCAAUGCAGCUGCGUUUCCACCACCCUCUCCCAAAUUCGAAAUGGAUAGCCGUUGCCUGUAACAAAGUAACCUGUGCAUACAUUCUCCGUGGGAUUGACUGGUGGCGAGGAAGGAAUGGAUAUGAAACAAAUCACCAUGUUUCAGGUAUGGCCCAAAUUGAGUGGAAAGUUCAUUGGAUCUCCCUCAGAUCUUCAAAAAGCUUUCGUCUUUUUAAAGGCUACUGCAAUUUAUCCGAGUCACCUCAGCUUGAAAUCUUCCUUGCCUUUUUCCCACUCAUCCUUUUAAAAUCAAUGGAAGGCCUUUAAAAAAAUGAAAUGCGCGCUCGCUUGUUCAUCUUCAGUUUCUCUCAUUUCUCCCUUGCAAUCACCAGACCCUCCAUUUCUUUCCUGUCUUCUUUUGGUUCUGCUGCCAAUGUCUCCUGCUCCAAUUCAAAGCCCUUUAUCUUCAAUUACCUGAUUGAAAACUUUGGUUUCUCUGAGACUGUCGCUACUGCAACUUUAAACCGUCUCCCGAAUGUGAAACAACCCAAUAAGCCUGACUCUGUACUCCACUUCCUCCGACAGUCUGGAUUCUCAGAAACCCACAUCCGAGAUGCCGUCCGAAUCAGUCCACAAAUCCUUUUCGCCAACAUUGAGAAAACCUUAGAACCAAAGUUCAAAGUAUUCCAAGAACUGGGUCUUACGGGAUCUGAUCUGGGUCUCUUCCUUUCAAAGAAUGCAAAACUCCUCACGGCUAGCCUGGACCAGAAGCUGAUUCCCGGCAUCAAAAUCCUGAAGAACAUUCUAUCCAAUGACGACCACGUCAUACGUGUUCUGCAGAGAUGCAAGUGGAUCCUCUACAAAGACCCUAGCUCGAGGCUACUGCCCAACAUCUCUUUCUUGCAAAGCUGUGGAAUUGUCGGGUCUCAGCUCUCGAUGCUUUUGAAAUACCAGCCAAUUCUAUUUGCCAUGAAGGAGCCUAAACUCCAAAACCUCAUUAUCAGGGUCAAAGAGAUGGGCUUCUCUGUCGAUUCGCGGAUGUUCGUCUAUGCUCUCUAUACAGUCAGUUGCAUGAUGCCCGACACCCUGCAGCGGAAAUUUGAGCUGUUCCGGAGUUUUGGAUUUUCAGAGGAGGAAUUUAUGUCGGCAUUUAGAAAGGCACCAAGCUUGCUUCGGACCUCAGAGAAGAAGCUGCAGUUGGGAAUAGAAUUCUUUGUGAACACUGUUGGCCUCGACCGUUCUGCACUAGUUAACAAUCCAACGUGUUUGAUGCAUAGUUUGGAGAAAAGGGUGAGUCCUCGGCAUCGAGUUAUUGAGAUUCUGAGAUCGAAGAUGCUGUUGAAGAACCCCAGUAUCAUCUAUGCAAUGCAGAUAUCAGAGGCAGACUUCCUGGAGAAAUACAUUUUGAAGUUUGGAGAGGAUGCCGGGGAGUUGCUGGCAGCUUACCAAGGGGGAGGUCUUGACAUCUCCAAGUCAUGAAAAUCUCUAGUUUUGAUUGCUUUUUGCACUUCAGGACUCGAACUGAAUUCUGUUUAGUUUUGCAGUUGCGAUCCCUUUGGAUUGUGAUGCAAUAUCUGUGCAUUUUGUUUCUCAUUUUGCAAUGUUUCUCUUGUAGAUAGCUGCUGCCAUUGGGGCAUGCAAGUACAGUUUAUGAGAAUUGCCUAACAUAUAAUGUAUGAUUUGAUGGACCCUGAUAGUAAAUUGAUUCACAGCUUAGACUCA
Magnolia sinica is the source of this 1853-nucleotide messenger RNA. RefSeq names its product transcription termination factor MTEF1, chloroplastic-like. The transcript has 3 exons. Gene Ontology annotation, biological process: chloroplast organization; regulation of DNA-templated transcription. Gene Ontology annotation, molecular function: double-stranded DNA binding. Bases 468 to 1610 code for a protein of 380 amino acids. Gene Ontology annotation, cellular component: chloroplast. The record is from RefSeq and is a predicted model, not a curated record. NCBI's taxonomy places the organism in Eukaryota, Viridiplantae, Streptophyta, Magnoliopsida, Magnoliales, Magnoliaceae.